CAUUCUUCUCCGACAUCAAGAUUUCUCAACUCCUUCAUUUUCUACUUCCCAAUUUUCGUCCAUCACCGUCUUCGAUUUCCCUCACAAUUUAGGGUUUUAAAAACUCCGAUGAAGGAUUCGAGUUCUAGGGUUUCCGAUUGACUGUAGCCGGUUGUAUAUUCCGUUGAUUCGCGCACUUUAAGUUUUCACAAUGAGCGCAGUGAACAUUACGAACGUGACGGUGUUGGAUAAUCCGGCGUCAUUUCUCACGCCUUUCCAGUUUGAAAUCUCGUACGAGUGUGUUUCGCCUCUCAAAGAAGAUCUGGAAUGGAAACUGAUCUAUGUUGGAUCAGCUGAGGAUGAAACAUACGAUCAGCUCUUAGAAAGUGUACUCGUGGGACCCGUCAACAUUGGAAAUUACCGUUUUGUUUUUCAGGCGGACCCACCGGACCCAUCAAAGAUCCGUGAAGAAGAUAUAAUCGGAGUGACUGUGCUUUUGCUGAUGUGUUCAUACGUGGGGCAAGAAUUUGUGAGAGUGGGUUAUUAUGUGAAUAAUGAUUAUGAUGAUGAAAAGCUAAGAGAGGAGCCUCCACAAAAAGUGAUGAUUGAUAAGGUUCAAAGAAAUAUAUUGACGGAUAAGCCGAGGGUUACGAAGUUUCCGAUCAAUUUUCACCCUGAGAAUGAAAACACUGAGAGCGGUGAGCAAGUGGAGCCGCCAGAGGGAGGUGAAAGUAGCCAACAACCACCACCCGGUGAAGGUGGUGGUGAUGGCGAAGAUAAGUCGGCACCCUAGUUGUUCGAUGGUUGUUAAGAUGGAAAUGGUAGUGUGUUUUGGUUGUUAGGGUUUGUUGCUUAGUGUAAAACUAUGGUUAAGAUGAAAAAGGUGUUUGUGAA
Messenger RNA from Lactuca virosa, 873 nucleotides. Lineage: Eukaryota; Viridiplantae; Streptophyta; Magnoliopsida; Asterales; Asteraceae. The record is from the annotation of a GenBank genome assembly.